Recurvomyces mirabilis is the source of this 1428-nucleotide messenger RNA. RefSeq lists its product as uncharacterized. The coding region runs from base 1 to 1428 and encodes 475 amino acids. Gene Ontology annotation, biological process: DNA-templated transcription; positive regulation of transcription by RNA polymerase II. Lineage: Eukaryota; Fungi; Ascomycota; Dothideomycetes; Mycosphaerellales; Teratosphaeriaceae. The record is from RefSeq and is a predicted model, not a curated record. Gene Ontology annotation, molecular function: zinc ion binding; sequence-specific DNA binding; DNA-binding transcription factor activity, RNA polymerase II-specific. The transcript has 2 exons.
AUGCAAAUAUCGAACUGCGAUAGAUGCUACCGUCGCAAAGGUAAAUGCGACAAGCUUCAACCUUGCGGGUCCUGCGAGCGCGCUGGCGUCGGCUGUGUCUACACGGACCGCACCAAAGAACGACGGUUCACUGCUGAUCACGUCGAACGCCUGGAGAAGCGCAUACGGCAAGCCGAAGCACGGAAUAAGAGCCUAGCAGACGAGCUCAGCAGGAUCAGAGUCGGCACCCCAGGCGACGGCAAAGUAUCGAAGGCUCUUGCUGCUGUCAAUGCUAGCAAUCUAACGAAAGCGCGAACGACGAACGCGGAUGCCGUCGAUGAACUAUCCUACCUAGCGGUUAGCACAGCUGGCGAGCGUCGUCCUUACCUGGGCUCUGCGAGCGGCAUACUGUUUGCAAGCCUCGUGGCAUCCAAGGUUCACACAUCGAUACCGAGUGCGCCAGCCACACGCGUCAAGACCGUACCGACCACCAGAGAUCAGGAUGUCAAUCAGUCCAGAGCGCCGACACAACGUGCAUCACGCAAGUAUGCCGACUUGCCAACGCAGCAGCUUGCACAUGGACUGGUCACUGCAUUCUUUGAGGAUAUCCACAUAGCAUACCCAUGCCUGGACCCACACGCCCUUUUCGACGCCUUGGGACGGGUCUACACCCAGGAAGGCUACUAUGAGACGCGUGCAUCCUCUCACGAAGUCUUCGUCCUCAAUAUGGUCCUUGCAAUAGCUAGUGUACACAUCCCCACGACCGAUUGGCAAAGUAUACCCGGCGCUGAAACUCAUCAGACUCGUGCUUUUGUAGAGUUGGAGUCUGUCAUGAUACACAAUACGAUCGAGACCCUGCAAUGCCUGUUGCUCAUAUCCAUUUGGCGGACAACCAGUGGUAUUAGAGAUGACAGUGCCAGUAUGUGGCAAACAGUGGGUAUCGCUCUGCGUAUGGCCAUCGAGCUUGGCUUGCAUCGUGAGUCUUCGUUCUCGGUCAGGCCUUUGGGCGAAUCAGAUGCUGUGCAGCUGCAAAUCUAUCGACAGCAGGAACUGGGCCGUAAUUGCUUCUGGUGUGUCAUCGCCAUGGACAGGAUUACAAGCAGCAUACUUGGACGACCCUCGGGACUCCUGGACAGCGACAUCGACACGGAAUUACCAUCGACGGGUGUGGACAGGCUGCUCAAAAAGAGGCGAGGCUCACAUUUGACGGACGUGGCGCGAAUCGAGAUCUUCAGGAAGAUCAUCGAGUAUCGACUGUUCUGCGGUAAGCUUCUGCCAAUCUUACAUCGGAAGAGGCCAGCAGAGGUAUCGAUGGACGAUGCGCUGCGCAUACGCGAUGAGCUUGCCAACGAGCUCGACAUUUGGUAUAGCAGCUUGAAACAGCUGGAACUCCCAGAUAUAGAGCUGUCGGACGACAGCCCGCAGUCUUGCUACUCGUCACCCUUGUGA